Messenger RNA from Sabethes cyaneus, 2078 nucleotides. Its product is annotated as zinc finger protein 83-like. The coding region runs from base 88 to 2076 and encodes 662 amino acids. The transcript has 3 exons. NCBI's taxonomy places the organism in Eukaryota, Metazoa, Arthropoda, Insecta, Diptera, Culicidae. Gene Ontology annotation, molecular function: RNA polymerase II transcription regulatory region sequence-specific DNA binding; DNA-binding transcription factor activity, RNA polymerase II-specific; zinc ion binding. The record is from RefSeq and is a predicted model, not a curated record. Gene Ontology annotation, cellular component: nucleus. Gene Ontology annotation, biological process: regulation of transcription by RNA polymerase II.
UGUCUGCCCGUGAUUGCAGGAUUAUCAAUAUUUUUUGCAAUCUAUUCAGUGAACAUUUGCUAAAUUUUCUAAUCUCUAACAAGUGGCAUGUCGGCGUUUAAUUUGUCCACUUUCCCGGAGGUGUGCCGGCUUUGUCUACAAUCAAAACAUCCGGACGAAUUGAUAUCGGUAGAUACCAGACGUCCGUUGUACAACGCAACGUUGGCCGACCUGCUGGAAGAGCUAACAUUUAAAAUACCAGAGCAAGCAGUACAAUACUUUCCCGCGGAAGUAUGUUUGAUGUGUGUAGAAGUGUUUGAAUUUUUCUGCAAGUACAAACAGAAAGUACAACAGAUUCAUCGAUUUCUACUGGCCUUUGUGGAAGUUAAGCUGGGCAAUACCGAACAACUGGUUCAGUUGUUCGAAGAAGAUGGUGAGUCGUUGGAAGUUCUAUUCAAAGACCUGGAUAUUUGCAACCGUGACCAACUGCGGGUAGAAGACAUGCUUGAGGAAUAUUCGCAGUAUAAGAUUGCCUCGCUCCCGACCGUCGAUGUGAAAGCGGAAUUUACCGGCGGUGGAGAGGAGGAAGAGGAAGAGCAAGAUGACCAUGGUUUAAACGUGGAGAUAAUAGAAAGUCACAAAAUAGAUCAAAACUUUAAAUUGGAUGAUAGAUUUCUAGAAAAAGUACAUAGUUUCCAAAGCGAUUCUAUUGCUGUAACAUUGAUAGAUAUCAAGGCAGAACCAGUGACAGCAGUGCCAAUUCUGCAAAACAAGUUACCAUCCAUUAGUGAGGAAAAAAUCAUAAGUAAUUCUGAUGAUGAGGACGGUUACUUUGAAAAUGCACCAUUGGAAGUUGUCACCGAUGAUGAACAGGUGGAAAUUAUGCUUAUGAAUGACGAUAGAAAACUUAAAAAUGAUUCGGUUACUAAAAGGCCGGCAAAAGAAACUUUUUUGGGUUGCGAUAAAUGUAGUUAUAAAACUCGCUUUCAAGAAGCUCUGAAAGCCCACCAUCGACGACACCAGCAAAACGAUCGUCUGGAGGGAAUUCACUGUCCUCAUCCGUCAUGCUUGAAAGUGUUUCCCGAUCAGCACGAGUUCGACGAGCAUCUCAAGGAAGGCGUUCACAAACAGCAUGUCUGUGACAUUUGUGGAGCAACUCUGAAGCACAAGUACUCGCUGGAGGUACAUUUGGCACGGCAUGCGGGAAAACCGCAAUUUCAGUGCCAGUACUGUUCGUUUCCAUUUUACACCAAAACGGAGAUGCGCAAUCAUAUUCUAUCGAUUCAUUCCACGGGAAAGUGCUGUGCGUGCACAAAAUGCGGGGCAGUUUUUAAGAACAACAAACUGCUCAAACAGCAUCUGGAGUCGCACGUCGAGCAGCGAAACUUCAAGUGCGAUACCUGUGAUUUUGCGUUUAAAACGGUGCACCAUUUAAGACGGCAUAUUACCACCGUGCAUCAGGAGGUUCGUUUCCACUGCGAACGCUGCGAGAUGUCGUACGGAAGGAAGGACAAAUUGAGGAUGCACAUGGAACGAAAGCAUAAUGUUCAAUCCUACUUCUACUGUGAUAUCUGUUUGCGAUCCUUCAAUAGCAACUCGGCACUGGAGGAGCAUAAAGGACAUCAUGCGGAACCCAAACCGUUGGAGUGUGGUGUGUGUCUGAUUGCAUUUGAUGAUGGGCCGUCAUUUGAGCAGCAUCUUUGUAUCAGUUACCGAGAGGACUAUGUAUGCUGUGGCAGGGAUUUUAAAUUUCACGUGCAUUACAAUCGUCACAUGCUCAAAGAACAUGGUGUGCAAUCGAAUGUGCGCGUUAAACCUAAAAGUGGGCAGCUGAUCGGACAAAUGCGUGCCAGUCGGAGGCAGCGACUGACACGUUGUCGGAAGUGUGCGCAAACGUUCCAAUCCAUAGCUGAGCGCAAAAAGCAUUCGGCUGAAUGUAAAAAUGCUGCUAAGUCAGCGAAUCCUGCUUCUACUGUGAUGUCGGUCAAAAGUGAAGGAUCGAUGCAGGUGUGUGAAAUGGGUGAGGAAGAAUACUUAGUAGAGGAUGAAAACGAAAUGCAAAUGGACUCAGAAUAUGUUAUAAGUGAAGAGAUAUAAUC